This is a messenger RNA of Lethenteron reissneri (Far Eastern brook lamprey), 4978 nucleotides long. Its product is annotated as histone-lysine N-methyltransferase PRDM9-like. Gene Ontology annotation, molecular function: histone methyltransferase activity; protein binding. Gene Ontology annotation, biological process: regulation of gene expression. Lineage: Eukaryota; Metazoa; Chordata; Hyperoartia; Petromyzontiformes; Petromyzontidae. The record is from RefSeq and is a predicted model, not a curated record. Gene Ontology annotation, cellular component: nucleus.
AUGUGCUCCUGCUCCUCCGUGCCGCCGGCCUCCGCCCAGGCUGUGGCGGUGUCGCGCAGCGCUCGCUCUCGCUACGGCCUGCGCCCGCGCGAGAGGAAAGUCUACACAGAGGUGGAGGAGCCCCAGGACGACGACUUCUUCUUCUGCGAGCUGUGCAGGGAUUUCUACCUGGGGGAGUGCUCCGUGCACGGCCCGCCAGAGUUCAUCGCGGACGCGGCCGUGGCCCCGGGAGUGGCCAACAGGGCCCGGCUCAGCCUGCCCCAGGGCCUCACCGUCGGCGCCUCCUCCAUCGCCGGCGCCGGCCUCGGGGUGUGGAGCAACAGGAAGAAGCUGCCCAAGGGGGUGAUGUUUGGGCCCUACCAGGGAGAGGUGUCUGAGGAGAACCCCAUGAGCGAGUACUGCUGGCUGAUUUACAAAAACAAAAAGGAUCGUGAAUAUGUUGAUGCUCAGGAUGAAUCUAAGUCAAACUGGAUGAGGUUCGUCAACUGCGCGAGGAAUGAGCAGGAGCAGAACCUGGUGGCCUUCCAGCACCGGGGGCAGAUUUACUACCGCACGUUCCGUGCCGUGGGGCCCGGCUCUGAGCUGCUGGUCUGGUACGGCGAGGAGUUCGCCCAGGAGCUGGGCAUCGCCUGCGAGGCCGGGCCCUCGCUACGCCGCAGCAGCAGCAACGAGAUGGCUCCCAGGGCCACCGCCAGAGACCUGCAGCCCGUGCAGCCUCCACCAAGCGAGGAACACUGUGGAGUGGGUGUGGAGGUGACAAGGCUGCCGUGUCCUGUCUGCAACCGUCAGUUCAUCUGCCGCUCGAGUCUACAGUAUCACGUGCAGAGCAGACACCCCACUAAGCCCAGUAACAAAAGUCAUCAGUGUGACCAAUGUCCAUUCAGCACAGACUACAAGUGUAGCUUGAAGAUGCACCAGAGAACACACACGGGAGAGAAGCCGUUCAAGUGCACCGUGUGUGAGAAGGCGUUUGCACAGCUACCAAAUCUUCACAGGCACCAGAGAACACACACGGGAGACAAGCCGUUCAAGUGCACCGUGUGUGAGAAGGUGUUUGCAUGGCUAUCACAUCUUCACAGCCACCAGAGAACCCACACGGGAGAGAAGCCGUUCAAGUGCACCGUGUGUGAGAAGGCGUUUGCACAGCUACCACAUCUUCACAGCCACCAGAGAACACACACGGGAGAGAAGCCGUUCAAGUGCACCGUGUGUGAGAAGGCGUUUGCAUGGAUAUCAACUCUUCACAGCCACCAGAGAACACACACCGGCCAGAAUGCAUUUUCUCAUUCCCGUGAAAACAGAAAAGUCAGCCAUCCUGAGCAAAAAGCGCACAGCGCCGAGCUGUGAAUUAGUUUUAAACAACAGGCCACGUGAUUAGCCGAGGCUGUGCCACUCUUGAAACUGAUUUUGAAUGUGAACACGGAAACCUACGAACCCUCCUACACCUGCCUCACACUCUGUGGGGGGUGGGAGAUUAAACCGACCCGGCCACCCCUAGAUUGCAAGUGCGGAGUUCUAGGUCCCAACCACUGCACGUCCCCCCCCCACCCCCAUCACCUGGGGGUCCCUGUGUGUGUGAGUGUGCAGAGUCCCCCGUGCAGAGCUGUACUGUUGUUACCCUAGAGGGGGGCACCGCAGGGUGAUCCACCUACAGACACCCCAGUCUGCACGUCUCCCGCCGGUCUCCAUGCGCACCGCGUGCCGUCUCGUAGCCCUGCCCCGUGAGACGUACGUACAGUACGUACAGUACGUACCCAUCCAGCGGUAGACUGAACCGUGGCCGAUGACGAAGGUGGCAUCCGCUCACAAAUCUCCGAACACUCAGUCCAGAGGUCGCAACCGGGUACCCGAUACCCGUACCCUACCCGAUACCCGGCCGGGUACGGGUAGCCGUUUGCGACCCUGGUGCGGCCGGGUACGUGUAGACCGUGAGUCACUGGUGAGUAACUGUCACUCAUUUCCCAACGUCUUGUCUCUUCUCACAAUUCAAGUUCCUAGAAUCAACCCACCCGCGCCUGCAACAUGGCUUCACCCCAGAGGUCGCAAUCAGGUACCCGAUACCGGGUACGGGUACCUGUUUACGACGCUGGUGCGGCCGGGUCUGGGUAAGGAAUCAAAACCCGUUUGCGACCUCUGACUCAGUACCGUAGCCCCGAGCCAUCGCUUGCGCGAUAUUCACUUUGCUGCUGAGAGGAAAGCUACGGGGAGGAGGUGGGGGGGGGUGCUAGGAGAGGACAUCUGUGGAACGGCUGGAGAUCUGCGAAGAAGAGCUUCAUAGCUCAUCGGAUUCCUGCGGUCUGAAAAAAUAUUCCGAGGGGGCGUUGGGAGGGGGGUGUAGGUAUGAGUGGGGCAUCUGCCCUUGGAUCACCCUGCGUGUUGUUGCUGCCUCCCCCGUUGAAAAUGUUCCCAGCGUGAACUUAACCCUUUGCAGUUGCGACGACGCCGCGUGCCGUGCGUGAACGUCGUCGUCGGAACAACAAAACGCAGUAAAAACUAAAGUAACUUUAUCGGUACCGAGGCUCCCACAGGGCCACGCGGGGCAGGGAGUGUGGCACAGUUUUGGCGCCGGCUAGCGCAGAGUGGCGGCGGUCGUGUCGCUACGCUUCUCUGCGGUGAGCAACGACGUCUUUAUAACAACAACAACAGCAGUGCUGCUGCUGCCACUGCUGCGCCUCUCUAAAUAGAAUUAACGAGGGCGAGCCGCGCGCUCGAUUCGCGGGAUUCUGCGGUGAACGGUGACACCCACCCCGUGAACGGUGACACCCACCCCGUGAACGGUGACACCCACCCCGUGAACGGUGACACCCACCGACCCUGGAACUCUGCAGACGUCUCGGACGCGGGAAAGGGUUGAGAGAUUCUCUGCGUCGUCCCGGUUGCUCGCGUGAUGUCGCACGGUGGUGGCGCGCGUUGACUCUUACACGUUUAAGAAAGUUGAGCGUUAGUUUGUGAUUCUGUUUACAAUUAUAUAUGUACAUACUUAAACUAACAAAAUUUUUUUUGGGAUUUUACCAAAUAAAGUCCAACUGGAUACGUAGUAGCUCUUUUAUCAGACGUGACCACCUGGCCAUCACGAAUGAAAGCUCAACGAAGUGGCUUAUCAUUGUGUGGACAUUUAUAGCGGCCAAAUACUCUGACUGCGUGAUCUCGAUUCUAAAUGUCGAGGGAAAACCGGAGGACCUGGAGAAAAAUCCACACGACCACGGGGAGAGAGAGACGCGCAAACUCAAAAUAUACAGCAGGCGUCAGGGUCGGAAUCGAACCAACGAUCUCCUGUAUACCAGGAGAGGUAGUUAACAUCUCAACAUGCGUUCAGAGUAUUUGGCUGCUGUAAAUGUCACGUGAUAAGCCACUUCGGUGCGCUGCUGUCAUUUGUGAUAGCCAGGUCGCUACUACACAGCUCAGUGGGGGCCUUACCUGGAAAAGUAAAGUGAAGUAAAACUAAAAUCUACUAUAUUCUUGGUUCUUUUGGUAAAGUCACGUAGAAGGGAAAUAAUAAAAUAAUAAAAAUAAAACAUAAUAAAUUAUAUUCUAAUAUUAUUUUAUGUUAUUUGGUUAUAUUAUUAUUUUAUAUUACUUUAUUAUAGUAAUAUAUUCUAUUAUUUUAUUAUUAUUAUAUAAAAUAUUAUAUUAUUAUAUUUUUUCAUUACGUUUUAUUUUCAUUAUUUUAUUAUUUACCUUCUACGUGACUUUACCGAAAGAACCAAUAAGAUGAAUCCCUGCAGUCACGAAAGCUUUAAAUCGAAAUUUUACAUAGACUUUGAUUGCUUCAACCAGAAAAACUUUAAUAAUAACCCUAACCCUAAAAAUGCUUAAAUUGAUCAAAUUGAGAUUCUUACUUCCAUUUAUACGCUUUUUAGAUGUCGAUUGAAGUUCGUUGUCGGCUGUUCUCUGUGUGGAUAAUUGCCUUUGAACUUUCACAUGGGGCAUAUUCUGCCCUGGAGGGGGGUAUGGUCUGGACCAGUCUAGUUUAAACCCCCGGGUCUAGUUUAGCCGAGGACACUUUAUCCCCCCGGGUAUACUCUGGCCUGGGCCAAACUAUACCCGGGUUUAAUCGGGGCAGGGUUUUUUUUAAAAAUCCUUUAUAUUAAGUUCACUUGCUUGCUUGCUUGCGCGCUUACGACCGUGCAAAUCUUUCAGUCGUUUUUAACCCACUUCCCGUGAUCCAAUCGAGUUGACAUUUUUCACACAGACUCGUUGUGCGUGACAAUUUAUUUUCGUGAAAUUUUUUUUCCAAAAUUUUCCACUUUUUAGGAAUUUUUUUUUUUAUUUAAUUACCAAUUGCUUAAUGGUGGCCGGCAAUCAUCUGACCCAUAGGUGGCAGUCAUCUCAAGCCAGAGGACGAGAGGACUCUAGCCGCCACGCAUAUAAAGGAUUUAUAGUGAAAAACUUUGUUUUUACGGGUUAAUUUUUAGCCUGUUACACCGGUAUCUCCAGGAGGUCGGAGCGACUUACUCUGUGGUGACACUUUUCCGUGACAGAGGUUUGGUUUUUGUUGUUGUUGUUGGGUUAGAGAUCUCGUAAACAUCAACAUUGUGUCGUUAACCCACCACCCACCACCAUCGCCUGACACGGCCAUUCAGUCAGGGUUUGUCACGUAAACGAAACGUGCCAAUUGGUUACCAACUUCAGCACACACAGCGCUUGUGUGUCGGGGAGAGUGAACCCACAACAGCAUUUACAAUUGGAGUACCGGUGACGUUUCGCCGGUGAUUACAAACAACGGCGACCGGGUUCAUCGGGCGAUGUGCCAGGAUUGUGAUCCAACGCCAUCUAACCCAGCAGCAGCAACAGCAACGACGACGACAAAAACCUUCAUCACAGACACCGCUGGUCGCAAGAGACUGCGCGUGGCGCUUUGUGUUGCCGUUGCCACGAAUCGUCGAAGCGCGUUCACGAUCUGUUGUUCUCCUGUAACGCGGUGGUCAUUUCGAUUUAAAGCUUCUUUCGUGACUGCAGGGAUUCAUCUUCUUGGUUC